Aspergillus oryzae RIB40 is the source of this 1566-nucleotide messenger RNA. Its product is annotated as cytochrome P450. The record is from RefSeq and is a predicted model, not a curated record. The coding region runs from base 1 to 1566 and encodes 521 amino acids. Lineage: Eukaryota; Fungi; Ascomycota; Eurotiomycetes; Eurotiales; Aspergillaceae. Gene Ontology annotation, molecular function: monooxygenase activity; iron ion binding; oxidoreductase activity, acting on paired donors, with incorporation or reduction of molecular oxygen. The transcript has a single exon.
AUGCUCCCUACCCUUCCCAAUAUAGCAGGACGAAUCAAUACAAUGGCUACAUUCCUCUUGCCAGUAGCCAUUGGGACUAUAAUUCUGCUCUUUUUAUACGGGAAAUAUGUAACCAGCACUCUCAUUCCCGGUCCACCCACUUUGCCAUUGAUCGGGAAUCUUCAUCAGCUACCGAGUGAUGAUAGACGUCAUGUUCUAGCCCAAUGGCACAAGAAGCAUGGCCCUAUCAUAAGUUUGAAGUUUGGAUGGAGCUCGGUGGUCAUUUUGGGAAACAUAGCUGUCACCAAGGAACUCUUUGGCAAACGAAGCCUCAAGUAUGGUUCUCGACCGCGCAUGGUCAUGGCUCGCGAUUGCAUGACCAAGCAGAUGCAAACCUCUACUCUCCCUUGGGGUGAAAAGUGGAAGAUACAUAAUCGAAUCCAACUCUCGCUUGUUGGCGGCCCCAAGAUCAGGAGCUAUCAGAGUCUCCUGGAUAUUGAGAGUUGUAAAGUCCUAUACCAGCUGUUGAGCACAGAGAGCUUAGUGACUUGCUUUAAUCGGUUCAAAUUCAACAUCAUUUAUACCCUUGCGUAUGGCAAGGACCCAGACCAAAACGAAUCUGAUUUCCACGAAAUCCUCGAGUUAGCCGAUCAUUUUACCCAGACACUUACCAACGCAACGUGGGUCGUGGAUUUGUUCCCGAUCUUAAACUGUCUGCCGCGUCGCCUGGCACCAUGGAAGGCAGUGGGCGACGACUUUCAUCGACGUGCGAUGGGCUGGUUUCGUCGAAACUCGGAAGCUGCAGUGAAAAGCAACUCGUGGAAUUGGACUAAACAUGUGCAGUUCAAUGAAGAUACUGGCAACCUCUCCGUAUCUGAGAUGCAAUAUCUGAUCGGCGUGCUUUUUGAGGCAGGAGUAGACUCAACCGCCACGGUCUUACACUUCUUUGUACUAGCAUGUACCCUCUAUCCAGAUGCUGUCACAAAAGCACGCCAGGAGCUAGACAAAGUGGUGGGCUCCGCGCGGCUGCCCACUCCGAAGGACCUCCCACAGCUACCGUAUGUCAAAGCUUUCAUCCAGGAAGUCCUCCGCUGGAGGCCGAUAACUGCAGAGGGACUUCCCCAUUUUACGCUUGAAGACGACAAAUACCAGGGAUAUGAUAUCCCGAAAGGCUCUACCGUCAUUUUCAACUACUGGUCGGGGCACAUGGACGAGGAUACUUACCAGCAUGCGGAUCAGUUUUGUCCCGAACGUUGGAUUGAGCGCCCGGACCUUCCUCUCGGUGUGUUUGGAUAUGGACGACGAGCGUGUGCAGGACGUCGAUUAGCGCUUAUGUCUCUAGAGACACUCAUUCCGAAGUUGCUAUGGGCCUUCGAUUUCAGAAGUCCUGCAGGGACUGACCAUGGAAAGAGCCGGGACCCUGGGACAGAGCAUCAGGGAGCACUCAUCAAGCCGCGCUCUUUCCCGGUGUCGUGGCACCCGGUCAGCAAUGAUCGUAGGCUCAUCAUAGAACGCCUCUUUCAGGAACGCGACAAAGAUCUUGAUACUGUACUCGAUGAUAUAGGUAAAGCAUUUGAGCGCUACUGA